Molecule: messenger RNA, 1032 nt
Organism: Mesorhabditis spiculigera
Lineage: Eukaryota; Metazoa; Nematoda; Chromadorea; Rhabditida; Rhabditidae
Source: the annotation of a GenBank genome assembly
AUGACCAGGCUAUUGCGCUGGAACGAUCCGUCAGAAGAUGUUGAACAUAUCGAGCCCAACGCGACGCGAAACUACGGCCAGCGAUGGGGCCCUCAAGCUAUCAAAGGCGCGAUUGAACGUCUUCGCGUCGACUUCGUCAUCCGUGGUCACCAGGCGAUGACGAACGGCGUGCGCCGAUUUGCCAACCUCCCGUUGGCCACCGUCUUCUCGUCGUCGUACUACCUAAACGAGGAGAAUUUCGGCGCCGUUCUAUUCGUCAAUCCUGUGAAAAACGAGAUCGUGCCGAUCUUCAUCGUGAGCCACAAGGACAGCAUCGAGACGCAAGAGGAAUUCGACGAGAAGCUGCGUGAGGGCUGGAAAGUCGAUGAUUAUGCGGUCAUCCCCGACGACAUCACGGUGAAGGGAGAAAAGAAAUCUUCGCUGUUUGCGUCGAAGGCCGUUCUUCAUGCAAAGGACUGUGACAAGCCAUGUGAAUAUCAAUUCGGCGCCGCCACAUAUGAGGACUGUGUCAUUCUGGAUAUCUCGGAUCCGGUUGGAAUCAUUCCCUUCUUCACAGCUCGACGCACAUUGUCCGGCCCGUACGCCACUUUCAUGGAUGAAACGGAGAACUUGAUGCUUGGUGCCAUCCUGCCGUUCUCGUCGCAAAAUGAGAAAAAUGGUCGUGUUCGCCGCCAAGAUGACAUCCCCGAGAAGAUUCAAUACCCACGAUGCAUCAAUGUGGCCGGAUUGGCGGGCGAGGAUCUGAAGAGGGUCAAGGACGACCUGUUUCUGAACUGCGACACGAACAUCUUUGUCCAGUUCCGAAACGGCAACACCAGCGGACUGGCCAUCGACCCGCCACCAUGCGAGGGAGCUAAUGACACUAAAAUCUGCACGCAUCGCUAUGGAGUCCCAACGGAAACAACCCACAUCCCCGCGACCAUCGCAGCUGCUGCUCUAUCGACUGAGACGUUGAUCGGAAUUGGGGCUGGUGUCGGAGGCGUGGUGCUGCUGCUGCUCUGUGGGGUACUGUUGGGCUGCAUGCUCAAAAAG